CAUAGGCUGUGUGUGCGAUGGGUUCGGUUUGGAAGCAAUAUACGAGACAUAGCCUACGCGUCCAUCGAUCGAUUUUGUGAAAAACAGGUGGAGAAACGCACAAAUUAAUAGGAGAUAAUAGGGUGUAUACGAGGAGAUCAGAGAGCAACGUAUAGGGCCUAUUUACUAUAUCAUAAAUAUCAAGUACGAUUCAACUAAUAUUGAUGCCUGCGACCUUAGAGUUCCUUGCCGAUCUCUUAAUUAGCUACGAGGGAUUGUAGUAAAUUGAAUUUUAUUGAACCAAUCAGUAAAUCAUGAUGAAACGUCACGUGCGGAAAGCAUUGAAAUACUGCAUGUUUGCAAUAUUUAUAGUAUUCAUCUGUACUAUUGGUAGAGGAAUCUUCCGAAAUGACGGCAUUGACGCUAGACAUGAAGAUCUUGAUAUCGGUUUUGAGCAAGUACUUGAGGUUGUUGAAAGGCAAGAUGAGAAGCCGAUUAAUCGUAGGACCAUGCCACGAUUCGUGAACGAUGCCGCUCGCCAGGCCGCAGAGGAGCAGGAAGUCAAACCCAAUGUAUUAGAUGAACACAUGGGUCUUGUACAUGAAAUGCAUGAUAUAAAACUACACCAGCAAGAAAUAGAUGAUCACUUUGCUGAUGGAGAAUUCAUAUUACCCAACAAUCCACCAAAGGCUAAAAUCUAUAAGACAAAGAAAGAUGACCUUAAGGAUACAAGAAAGUUGGGGGACCAUCUUCUAAAGCCGAGGACAUCAUCAUCAUCAUCAGAGGGUGUUGCUCAUAAUAUCACCAAGGUAAAAGAUGGUGUGAAGGAAGACGUACGACAAGAACAUCUACCAGACCUUCACAGACCUGCUAUCAACAAUGUAGCAGCGGAUGGUUUACCAAACAAGGAGAAUAUAAUCACAACAGAGGCUCCUCAACUUAUCAUCAUUGAUCCUGAUAAAUUUAAAUUUAAGAAAGAGCUUCCAGAGAGACUGUUUGAUCCUGCUCAUCCACUGGGAGAGAUGGGUAAACCUGUUAUCUUUGAAGGUGACAUGAAGACCCAUGCUGAUGCUCUUUACCAUAAGAAUGCAUUCAAUCUCCUAGCUAGCGACAUGAUAGCAUUCAAUAGAUCAUUACCUGAUGUGAGACCACAACAAUGUAAGUCGCUGGUUUAUCCUGAGGUACUACCUACUACCAGUGUCAUCAUCAUUUUUCACAACGAGGCUUUCAGUGCUUUGCUCCGGACAGUGCAUAGUGUUAUCAACAGGUCACCUAGGCAUCUCCUAAAAGAGAUCAUCCUGGUGGACGAUGCCAGUACACAGGAACAUUUAAAAGUGAAGCUUGAUGAUUAUAUUUCUCGCCAUUUUCACUCGUCUGCUCGGGUACGUAUUGAACGGUUACCCACUCGUUCAGGGUUGAUUAGAGCCCGUAUCCAUGGUGCUUUGAAUGCUAUCGGUGAUAUAUUAACCUUUCUGGAUUCACAUUGUGAAGUCAACGUAGGAUGGCUUGAGCCUCUUCUAGCUGUUAUCGAUAAAGACAGGAGGAAUGUUGUUACCCCUACAAUAGAUGUUAUAGAUGACAAUGACCUAGCAUACAAAGGGAGUGACCAACUCCCUCAGGUCGGCAGUUUUGGUUGGACAAUGGCUUUUCGUUGGACCGCGAUACAAACCAUGGAUCUAGAAGAGGCAAAAAGAAACCCAACCUUACCGAUCAGAUCACCCACUAUGGCGGGAGGGCUAUUCUCCAUAGAUAAGGGCUACUUCAUGGAAUUGGGCAUGUAUGAUCCUGGUUUUCAGAUCUGGGGAGCUGAGAAUAUAGAGCUUUCUUUCAAGACGUGGAUGUGUGGUGGAUCUCUGUAUACCAUGGCCUGUUCACACGUGGGUCAUAUCUUCCGCAAGUUUGCACCUUACAGUGGCAUGGGCAGUUACUUUCACCGUAACAACAAGCGCCUCAUUGAAGUAUGGCUAGGUGAUGCACGUGCUUUCUACUAUAAACUACAUCCAGAUGUGUUGAGGAUAGAUGCUGGAGACAUUCAAGAUCAGAUUAAUCUUCGUAAGAAGCUGGAUUGCAAGUCAUUUGACUGGUAUCUUGAUAAUGUAUUCCCAGAAUCACCCUGGCCGAGGAAGGGAAGCAUUUUCGGGUUUAUACGGAAUCCUGACUUUAACAUUUGCCUUGACAAGAGAGCUGAUAAGAAGAUCACAGGAAGUCCGUGUGGACGAUUCAAUGAAAAACGGCUGUGGGAGUACACCAGCCUCAAUGAGCUGAAGCAAGAGUUAGAUUGCAUUGAUUACACUGGAGAAGGAGCAGAAUUAUCCACAUAUCACUGUCACAAGGGCAAAGGAAAUCAGCUAUGGACAUGGAACAAUUCGGUAAUGUGUCUAAAGAUUUACAAUUGA
This is a messenger RNA of Strongylocentrotus purpuratus (purple sea urchin), 2375 nucleotides long. Its product is annotated as polypeptide N-acetylgalactosaminyltransferase 1. Gene Ontology annotation, cellular component: Golgi apparatus. Lineage: Eukaryota; Metazoa; Echinodermata; Echinoidea; Camarodonta; Strongylocentrotidae. The record is from RefSeq and is a predicted model, not a curated record. The coding region runs from base 294 to 2375 and encodes 693 amino acids. The transcript is spliced from 9 exons.